AUGGGUUUGGGCGCCGCUGCCGCUUCAUUUGGCCACCAAGACUCACGCAGACUCUGUUUCGCAAAUACAUUGAUCAUUUCAUUUCGCCUUCUCUCUUGGUUUUUGGCGCCGACCCAAACCCAAUCUCGCUUUAUAGAACAAAGCUUCUCCCACAACUCACCAACUCAAACGCAAACCAAAGCUCAGUGUUCGAAGAUCGAAAACGGGAAGAAAGAAGCAGAGAUCCAUUUAGUAGGGUAUCGGUUUGAUCCGUCCGAAGAUCAGAUUGUUGUAUUCUAUCUGUUCAACAAGAUUUUGGGCCGGGAACUUCCUAUCAACGACAUUAUAAAAGAGAUUUCUGUUUAUGAACAUGAUCCGGAUGAGCUCCCCAAUGGUGAUUUCAAACAUGGUGUUGACUGCAAUGAGGCCUUUUACUUCGCAUAUACAGAACAGGUUUACAGCAGUAGAGGGAAGAUAACUAGAAGGACGACAAAGAGUGGUUACUGGGACUUAGAUGGUGAGGAAGAAGAGGUUAAAUACGGCAAUGGCGACAUAACUGUCGGGUUCGAAAAAGUUAUGGUCUUCCACAAGGGAACUGCACCAAACGGAAUCGAAACAGACUUUAUCAUGCAUGAGUACAGGGUUAAUCCUCUUAUAGUCCCUACUCAUGUCCUCAAUGAUAGCAUAAGGGCAAAGAUUGAGAGGUAUGUGGUGUGCAGAAUUAUACACGAAGGAGUUUCAAAUUUUCCACCUACAAACUUCCACCAGGAUGGACUGCUAGGCCUGUUGAAGAAGCAGAACCAAAUUGAUAUGACAGAAAUAGCCUAGUGCUUCAUAUAGGGACACCAGUUUUGCCGUGGUCUUUGACAUUGGAAGUUGCAGUUCACAGUUCUUUUUUUCUUUUCUUUUUCUUGGAGAGAUCUCUUCCAGUUCUUUUGUUUGGCCGACUAUACUUGCACCAUAAUUUUCGUUUUUGUUAAAAUGAAUGAAU
Molecule: messenger RNA, 970 nt
Organism: Prunus avium (sweet cherry)
Lineage: Eukaryota; Viridiplantae; Streptophyta; Magnoliopsida; Rosales; Rosaceae
Product: NAC transcription factor 29
Biological process (GO): regulation of DNA-templated transcription
Molecular function (GO): DNA binding
Source: RefSeq, a predicted model, not a curated record